This is a messenger RNA of Monosiga brevicollis MX1, 1416 nucleotides long. RefSeq lists its product as uncharacterized. The record is from RefSeq and is a predicted model, not a curated record. NCBI's taxonomy places the organism in Eukaryota, Choanoflagellata, Craspedida, Salpingoecidae. Gene Ontology annotation, molecular function: 3'-5' exonuclease activity; nucleotide binding; nucleic acid binding. Gene Ontology annotation, biological process: nucleobase-containing compound metabolic process. Bases 1 to 1416 code for a protein of 471 amino acids. The transcript has 14 exons.
AUGCUGCUGCGCGCAAGAGGGGCUGUGGCGCCCCAGCUCCGAGCUAUUGCUCGGGGCCGUGCUUUGUCACGCGUAUCUCAGCAGCACCAACAAGCCACAUCAACGAGCAGCGACCCUGGCAGCGAAAGCAUGAGCACGAGUCCCACCUUUGCCCUCCGGCAAAAGCUCAUGCCCUCUCGCUUCCUCGCGCCGCUUGAGGACGGCCGCCAGCGACUCUAUGCCAGCAGCCCGGAGCACCUUCAAAUUGUCAUGGUUGGUACAGACGAGGUGGCAGCCGCCCCAGACGUUGUAGCCGUCGACACGGAAUUUGUUCACUUUCCCAUGUAUCGGCCCAAACUUGAAGUGCUCCAAAUUGGCACCGAAACGACCCUGGCUGCCGUUGACUGUGCUGCCUACACCAAGGCGCAACUCAAGGAGCUGACGCGUGUGUUAGCCCAGAAGGAAAUUAUUCUUCACAGCGGGCAGACUGACUUGGACCUGCUGACAGAAGUGAAUGAAGCCCCCCUGGAGCGCGUCUUUGACACUCAGCUUGCUUACCUCAUAAACGCCACGCUGUUCAUCCGCAACCCCCAGGUCGCUGCCAACCUGCUGGGAAUUAGGAACACAAUUGGUCUUGCAGACUUGGUGACGCACAUGUUUCCAGAAGUCAAGAUGGACAAGGGUCAAGCCCUGAGUGACUGGCGUGUUCGUCCCCUCAAUGACGAACAGCUACUUUACGCCAUCAGCGACGUUGAACAUCUCAUCGAGAUGCGCCAUCGCCUCCAGGACGCUCUUUCAGCACGGGGUGUUGAGGCCUGGUUUCAGGAAGACAUGCGCACGCUGCUGACGCCCCGCCCCACCCCCGCCGACGAGGAUCUGUGGCUCGAUUUCCGACGCCUCAACAAAGUCCGGGAGCUUCCAACAGCCCGAGCCAUUUUGCGGGCCUUGGUCGCCUGGCGAGAGCAAACGGCUCGAGCUCGAAAUGUGGCCACCCCUAUUGUGGUUCGGGACGACGUCCUGCUUUCCAUUGCCAUUGCUCAGCCAUCAACGACCGAACAAAUCAUGACCUUCCAAGGCGUUAAAAUGCCGUUUAUCAAGCACAAUGCAUCGGACAUUUUGAACCUCGUGCAACGGGCGGCCGAGGAAGAAGCUCCCGAGCUGCCACCUCGAGCAAUUUUCACAAAUGAGCCCGUCAAAGAUGACGUCAUUGUGGCGCUGACGCGCGCCUUCCUGGCCUCCAAGGCUCUGCAAAUGGGCAUGUCUCCCGAUGCCCUCUUGACCAACGAUUUUUCGCGCUUCAUGGUCGGUCUCCCGUCAGUGCUGGACCAAGGCUGGCGCCGUGAGCUGCUUCAUGCCGAGCUUGAACAAAUUCAGCGCGGCGCAUGUAAUUUGACCUGGGAUGCCUCAGCGGCACUACUCGUCAUUCAGCAACAGUAG